GGAAGCUGGGGUGUGAUCCAAAGGGAAAUGUUUUCCUAUUGUUCUCAUUGAGCAUUGAGUGCUGAAGCGUGCAAAAUGCCAGGAGUACAUAUGCAGCUGGUGUUCACUUGUCCUGCAGCUCUCUGAAGGUCACCAUGUUGAAUAGUAGGGGCUGGCAGGGAUGGUACCACAGGCUGGUUACAAAUAUCAGUUUGAGCUGUUUGGAUCAUGAAAUGUUCUGUGCGAAGUGUAUGCUUGGUCCUCACCCAGUAAGCCCCCAAAUUUCUAGUGAAAACUGCUAAAUGCCAUUAGAACACAAAGUGUAUGUCCCUCUGACGCAGGCGGGAUUGGCUGCCUUCCCACCGGGCUGCCCAGGAGGCUGCAUGUUGACCUGGGUGGUGCUGUGCGUGAGGUGGGGGUGUCUGUCUUCUUAGUGCUACGUUUUUGGCUACAAGCUUUCCCUUGGCACAGGAUAAAAGCACACGUGAACCAGAUAGAUGUUGAGAUUGUUUAUGUUUGACUUCUGGCCUGGUGCCAGAGGGAAGGGUUUGGUGACCUUGGCACUAUUGGGACAUUAUUUAUAGAAUGUAGAUCUUCUGGGUUUUGUAUUUUUGAUGUAGGAAUGUGAAAAUAAGUCUUGGGAGGAAAGGACUCAAUGCUGGCCACAAAAUACAUUUGGAUUUUUUCCAGAGCAGGAAAAAUAACACUUAAGAGGCGACCAGGUGUUCCCUGUUCGCAUUGCUUUCUGCCUUCCCUUGGAAAACAUGGGUUUGGUGCUGUCCUGGAGAUUGCAGGCUAGCAUGAGUUCACUCUAUGUUCAAAAAGUUCUUGUUCAAGAUGCUAAAAGAUGUUAAGAAAGAAAUCCAACUAUAACCAAAGACAGUCUUGAUAAUUUACAAAUGAUAAAUAACUCUCUGGCCUUCUUGGCCUUAUUCUGUUUGUGAAGCUGUGUCAUCUGCAAGGCUUAGUGCAUCUCCAUGUGUUUCGGUGCCCAUCUGUGGUGCUGACCCACAGUGUGGCUGACUCCAGAUGACAGAUGGACAAGAGGCUUGGAUGUGCACAGGGUUUUACUGGAAAGCCCACCACACAGUGCUGGCUCCACAGCUCUGCCUCCCAGGCCUCUGGUGAAACCCCAGUAGCAAGCUUUCCUUCUGGCUUUCACAAUGUGCAUAAGUCUCUCAUCUGCAUUCUGAGCAGUGGGUGUAUGCUCCAAUUACCUAAAUCUGUAAAUGUCUUUCUGUCCCUCUGUAUGCAAAGUAAGAACUUACUGAGCAUAUUUGCGCUCUGGUUUUGAUGGGGAAGCCCUUGCCUAGGCAGUACCUGACUCAUUUAUACCAGACUUUGGUUGGACCCUUACCCAGCUCAUCUUACAGGGCAAAAUCAAGGACCAGAGUCUGUAAGAAAGCUCUGCUCCAGAUUUAUACUGACUGCUGCUGUCAUUUUAGGGAGGAGAGAUCCAUCACCAAAACAGGGAAAUUAUCAAAACCAUUGUAGUUGGGUCUAGUGCUGAAGGUUGAGCGGCUUCUGCUUAUGUUGGUGGUCAGGAGCUGUGUGCUCACUUUCUGAACCUAAGGGGGAACUGUGUGCUUACUUUUUGAGCCUAAGGGGCCAAAAUCAGAAGCCUAAGCAUAGGGACUGGUAGCUAGCUCCAUUGAUGCAGAGUUUCCUAGAUGUUUUUGUUAGGGAUUUGGAUUAACAUAAUUUAAGUCAAAGGCAUGGAGGAGAGCAUGGGGAGAAAAGCAGUUAGGAAUAAAUCCGUGGUUCACUAGUCCAGUCUCCUGAGGAGUGGCAUUAUAGGAUAAGUUGGUGUAGCGGGAGAUGUGCAUAGGGGAGUAUCAGAUAACACUGGCGACCUAAUUAUUUCUGUGAAGGGGUUCUGUAUUUUAGAGGCAGAUUAGCGUGCAGUCCUGUAGCAGUCCCUAUGGACACAACCAGGGCUCCCUGGAGGAACUGAAUCAGCAUUUUACUUCCUCACCCCCACCCUAGAGCAUAUCCCUGUAACCCUAUAGGUUAGGACUUUAACCCCUUGCCAUUGGUCCAAAUCUCAGUCCUCCUAAAACCUAUAAAAGGGGCACAUUUUAGCCCACUUGUUGGAACGAGUGCAGACCGGACCCUUCGCAUCAAUAAAGACAUCUCUGCGGAACCUCCGUCGCCUCUUCCCUCUCUCUUGUCCACUGUGCCUCUCGGCCUGGGCUAAUUGCACCAAGCAGGCAGCUGAAAUCCUGAGCUGAAUAUCACUAAGAGCUGACAAUCACUUAUGCUUGCUGGCAAUAGCCCUGAGGCCACACCGAGCUACGCCGGGCACUCGGGCGUUCUGUUCUCCAGAGGAACAAGGCUCCUGAGGCUAGUGGAAGCCACACAGAAGCCUUAUUAAUACAGUCCCCUCUGCAGCUGCCUGCUGCUGCAAACCAGAGAGGGAAGAAUCCCUCCUUUUGGUGCUAAAAUUAGGCAGCAGCACUUUGACUGCGUGGCCCAGAGGGGCAGGUGCAGGCAGAGCAGCACACAAAGGCUUGCAACCCUCUUGUUUUUAGCUGUAUCCUGCCUGGGUUGAGAAAGUAAACAGUUUGAGUCUGUGUCAGCAGCCAAAAAAGAGACCUGCAGAGAAAACCCACAAGUCUUCAGGAAACUCCAUGGAUCCUGGAGACAGCAGGAUCAUUCUGAGAUGAGCCACCUGUAACUGGGGCCGGCCUCGUUGCCAGGGCUCCCUGCCCCGCAAGGAUGAGGAGCCAUCUGCUGGCCUAACAGGAAGACCUUGUGGCGGCGGUUGUUUUAUUUUUCCCAGCGGAGCCGCUUCCUGCAGCCUCCCUGUGCCCCUGGCAGCCAAGGGCUGGUGGGGCAGGGCCAGCACCAUGGCGGCGAAGCAGCCCCCGCCGCUGAUGAAGAAGCACAGCCAGACCGACCUGGUGAGCAGGCUGAAGACACGCAAGAUCCUGGGCGUCGGUGGGGAGGAUGAUGACGGCGAGGUCCAUCGCUCUAAGAUUAGCCAAGUAUUGGGAAAUGAAAUCAAGUUUGCAGUCCGGGAACCACUGGGACUGAGGGUCUGGCAGCUUGUUUCCGCCAUCAUGUUUUCCGGGGUCGCUGUCAUGGCCCUCGCUUUCCCUGACCAGCUCUUCGAUGCCAUCUUUGAGGAGGAAUCCGUGAGCAGCAAGACUCCUAUCCGGCUCUAUGGAGGAGCCCUCCUCAGCAUCGCGCUCAUCAUGUGGAACGCCCUGUACACCGCCGAGAAGGCCAUCAUCCGCUGGAGCCUGCUGGCCGAGGCCUGCUACUUUGCCGUGCAGUUCCUGGUUACCACUGUCUCCCUGGUUGAGAGUAGCCGGAUAGCCACAGGUGCUGUGCUCCUCCUGGUCAGCCGAGCCCUCUUCAUCCUCAUCAGCAUUUAUUAUUAUUACCAAGUUGGACGUCGUCCCAAGAAAGUCUAGUUCCUGGGCUUUUUUGUUAUGGGAAAGGUGGGAGGGGGGAGUUUGUGUCGGUAAUUUUGCAUUAUAAUUUUUUUUUUUUUUGUUAGUCCCUUUUGGUUCUAAAGUAGUUUAUUUCUUUACCGGCAUGAAUCAGUGUGUAACCCAGUGCUGGUGGCAUUGCCAGGUGAAAUGGGGGGAGCAACAUCAGUGGGACCCCCCAGCCCCUCUGCAGGAGGUGAGGAACAGUGGGGAGGAAGGCUCAGGGAAGUGUGUGGGCCUGGCAGGCUCAGGGAAAAAAGCCAGUUUUCUAGGGGGUACUGGCUGAUGGGAUCACAGGCUCUGAACCCACUGGAACAAAGCACAAAAUAAGGCCAGCAUGUUGAAACCAAAUCCCUGAGGAGACAGGGCAGUAAGACAACCUGUCCAGGAUCCAGCUACUCUACUUGGUAAGCCUGGCACCUCCCCUGGUUUACAGCCCUUUCCCCUUUUAGCAAGUACUGACUGUCCAGGUAGCCAGGAGCUGGAUGGGGUCAAGUUCAGUGCUUUGCAAACAGCUCUUCUUUCCUCUCUGCCAGAGGUGCAUUUUUGUGUAGUUCAUAGUUUUGCGCCAGAUGCUGUGUAGGGCUUGGCCGGAGAUACAGCAAAAGAAGAGGGAGAACCCGCGUUGUUCCCUCUGCAGGGACAGCACUGGGAACAGUGGAGCAACUUGAAUUACAAGAUGUGAGAAGUGAAGGAAGCUAUUGGAAAUAGCCGAUUGAGCACAAAGACAUCCCCUCAUUUGGGGUGUUUCAUGAAGUUUCUAGGCUGGGGUCCUGUCCCCUUCACCUCAGAACACUUCCUACAGUUGAAGCUUUACUGAUGGUAGUAGCAGUGGUGGGUGUGCAGUAGCUUUAUCUGAUGCUUUAGUUGAGCAGGAGCUGGAGUGCUGUUGUGGUUAGUGCUGGUAAGAGCAGAGGACUGUAACAGUAAGAGCAUCUGCAUAGAUGCUUGGGUCAGUGAAUAGCCUCUAGAUAUGGGCCCUGGCUGUGGGAGAUUGUGUUCCAACUCUGCUAAUAUCUGCAUCAUAUCUCUUCUGACCUUGAGAAGAGAGGACCAAAGUUUGUAGCAUUAAGAUAUUUAAUAUUUAACUGAGAUGAAGAACAGCAAGGAGCAGAGCAUAUGAUGGCAAGGACAGACUGAAUGUGCUUUAGUACUCACUAGCCAAUUUCUCCAACAUCUCCUGGACUUAACAGCAUUGCCUGCCCUGCUUCCUAGUGCUUUCCUUGUGGAUUAUCCCUGUCCACAGCUUGAGGCAGCAUUUUUUAUUCUCCAUGGGACUAAAGCCAGAAGGUCUAUGUACAGGAUAUGGACUUGUUACUCAUGCACUACUGUUGACUGGAUCAAAGCACACCCUGGAAUAUAGCUGAUGUUCCAAAAUCCCAGUAGAAAGAUUUCUACACAAACAGGACUGCUUGUGUGAACAACAGUCCUCAAGCCACUGGUAAGACUGGGAUCUACAGCUAUUGCUGUUUAAUAUCUUAGUAGAGUUAGAAAAAGGUAGUGGGUAGUUAUUGUAUGUUGUGUUAGUGCUUUUGGCAUUUAGAAGCAGCUGCAUAAGCUUGGGACACUGUGUGCAUUGUACUUACUGGCCAUGCAAAAAGUCUGACACAUAAGAAUAUUGGGAAUUGUUAAAUCAGGAAACAUCACAACUGUAACUUAGUUUUUUUGCUUAAUAAGUAAAUCAAAUGGAGAGGCAACAUCCAACAGCAGGCUAAAUUCUGGAGCCUCACAAUACACAGCUUGUCAAGCUGCUUUCAGCACAUCCAGAAAUGAUACUGAGCAACUAAAGCUUUUAAUUAAGAGGAGUGUUCCUGUUCAGAUGGAAGAAUUGGGGUCUAAGAGGCAAUCCUUUCCCUGUGAGGCAGAUAAUGAUCAAAUGCAGGUUGGAGAGGAUCAGAAAUUAGACUAAGUGGAGCAGCGUGCAGGAGUUGGAGCAUGGCAUGCUAUGGCUGUUGCUCUCCCCCUGUGCAUCACCUGCAUGGGCAGCUGCAAUGGCCUCAGUGUGGCACUUUGGCUGUAGUUGUGGGUAUAGGUACGUGAAGCUUGAUUCUUUGUGUUUUGGGGUGUCACAUGAAUGUAUACACAGAUUGAUGGUUGGUUUUUGGGGGGGUGGGAAAUUAUGUUUCUAGGACAGACAAGUAAAACCUACCACAGCAAAAGCAGUCUUACAGGAGAAGGAAUUGGGGGGUCUUCUUCAUGCUGCCUCCCAUCUGUGUUGGCCACAGGUCCCAUGAACUUAGUUAUGACUCGGGUCUGAUUAGUGUACCUUAAAAUGUCAUCCCAUAGGUGAGAGAAAUGAGUUACUGCACUAUGUGAGAGCAGUACUCCAAGGACUUCUUGAUGGUUAGAUCAGGUAUGAGGAUGGGGGAAGCAGUUACAGCUCUCCAGGGUAGCUUUAAAUAAGGUAAGAUUAGAUUAGAUUUCUCUGGUUCCCUGAUUAGCAGCUGCUUCUGCAAAACUUGUAACAGUCAGCCACUUCUAGCUUUGCUGGUCAAUGGCUUUUUUUGCUCUAACAUAGAGCAAAGCCUGGGGGAGUGGUCACUUAAAAGAUUUCAUGCUAGUUGGUACCUAGUCCUGAAAGUGGAGACAUGAAGUUGGAUUGUUUUGAUGCUUCUUUCUCCGUCUUGCUCUAAGUGGACCAUGUAGAAAACACAGAGCUCUACGCCUCCUCUACAACUAAGUUGUGGUUCCUGGCGUGUCCCUUCUCAGCAGCAAGGUGCUGCAGGAGAAACAUUGCCAGGCCCACUGGAGGUGGUGAGGGCAUAGCAGGUGAGGCCUAGGAGGGAGUUGCUCAGGGUGGCUUGAGGACGGAGGCCAGGCAGAGCAGCUGCAGCACUGCCAGAAACCAGCUGCACCUGGUUGUUUUCACUCUGUUGUGGAUGGGGAGAAAGGCAGGGAGAUGCCACAGCUUUGUGCAGAACUGCGUCUCCAAGAAUGGAAGUACUGACAUCACAGCUGCAGGUGGCAGUUCAGAACAUAAUUUGAGAUCAAAAAUCCUGAGGUGUCACUUCAGGCUCGGCUACUGAUCUGCUGACAAAAAUCUCCAUCUCCACAAGCCUCAGCUUCCUUAUCUGUUAGAGACAUUGUGAGAGAGCCUUGGACCGAUGUCAUCUCCCAAGGGAGAGUGCAGUGGAACUUCCUGCAUUUGUACAAUGCUGUGCAGGACUGAGGGUCUGUUCCCCAGAGAAUUGUACUCCAAGCAGGCACAGGCCAGGACUUAAAGCUGACCCCCUUUCUCUGCCAGGGAUGGACCCCAACCGUUGCAUUCACAGAGCCCUCACUUUGGAGGGUGAAGAAAACUCAUUGUUCACAUAACUCCCUACAUCAUCUUACUUGCAUCUAACCAAUAUCUGGCAAACUGGAGCUGGUGACAUAGGAGAGGCUCUGUCUGUCCUAAGCUGGCCUCUUUUCUGGUCAAGGGUUUUUACUUGGGAGGGUGUGGGUGGGGGGUGGUGGUGCAGGGGAGAAUGGGACACUUCAAUUUAUACCUCAUUUUAGCUGCUGUACCUGAGUUUAUUUCUCCUUUGGUAAGAAAGUGACUGUACUUAACACCAAGCAAAUAGUGAAAAUUAAAGCUGUUUCACUUCACUGUCACAA
Messenger RNA from Camarhynchus parvulus, 7013 nucleotides. RefSeq names its product tumor protein p53 inducible protein 11 (gene TP53I11). Lineage: Eukaryota; Metazoa; Chordata; Aves; Passeriformes; Thraupidae. The transcript is spliced from 7 exons. The record is from RefSeq and is a predicted model, not a curated record. Bases 2829 to 3398 code for a protein of 189 amino acids.